Molecule: messenger RNA, 1547 nt
Organism: Rubroshorea leprosula
Lineage: Eukaryota; Viridiplantae; Streptophyta; Magnoliopsida; Malvales; Dipterocarpaceae
Source: the annotation of a GenBank genome assembly
GAAUUUUCCUCUUCCACAUUUCCCUCUCUCCAAAUGGCUUUCCUACCAUUGUUCUCAAUUGUACUUCUACUUCUCCUCUUUUCUCCCAACUUUAUCUCUUCUUCCCCUCUUCAAGAUCCUCAAUUGGUUGUUCAAGAAGUUAAUGAGAAAGUUGAGAAUGUCACCAUGGCGAGGAGGAAAUUGGGAUAUUUCUCGUGCGGAGCAGGAAACCCUGUAGACGAUUGUUGGCGGUGUGACCCCAGCUGGGAGAAGAACCGCCAGCGGCUGGCCGACUGCGCAAUAGGGUUUGGAAAGGAUGCAAUUGGCGGAAGAGACGGGGAAAUAUACGUCGUCACCGAUCCCGGUGACGACGAUCCGGUGAACCCCAAACCGGGUACGCUCAGGUAUGCCGUUAUCCAGAGCGAGCCUCUGUGGAUCAUCUUCGCUCGUGACAUGGUGAUCAAGCUCAAAGAGGAGCUGAUCAUGAACUCGUUCAAGACCAUCGACGGCCGCGGUGCUAGUGUCCACAUCGCCGGCGGACCCUGCAUUACAAUACAGUACGUGACCAACAUCAUAAUCCAUGGGGUUAACAUACAUGAUUGCAAGAGUGGAGGGAAUGCUUACGUGAGGGACUCACCGGAGCAUUACGGGUGGCGGACGGUAUCGGACGGAGAUGGGGUGUCGAUAUUCGGCGGCAGCCACAUAUGGGUGGAUCAUUGUUCUUUGUCCAACUGCAAUGACGGGUUGAUUGAUGCCAUCCAUGGAUCUACAGCCAUAACCAUCUCUAACAAUUACUUGACCCAUCAUAACAAGGUUAUGCUUUUGGGUCACAGUGAUACCUAUACUCAAGACAAGAACAUGCAAGUCACUAUUGCCUUUAACCAUUUUGGAGAAGGCCUCGUGCAAAGAAUGCCUAGAUGUAGGCAUGGAUAUUUUCAUGUGGUGAACAAUGACUAUACUCAUUGGGAAAUGUAUGCAAUUGGUGGCAGUGCUGAUCCAACAAUUAACAGUCAAGGCAAUAGAUUUCUGGCUCCGAAUGAUGAAUUCUACAAAGAGGUUACGAAACAUGAGGAUGCACCGGAGAGUGAGUGGAAAAAUUGGAAUUGGAGGUCGGAAGGAGACUUGCUGUUGAAUGGAGCAUUCUUCACACCGUCUGGCGCAGGAGCAUCUUCAAGUUACGCCAAGGCAUCGAGCCUGGGUGCUAAACCAUCUUCACUAGUUAGUUCAAUCACAGCCGGAGCCGGUCCACUCGUUUGCAAGAAGGGCUCGCGUUGCUAAACAUGAUGGGAUGCGGUAGUGUUGGCUUAUAAUAGAAGUGAAAGAGAACAAAGAGUUCCAGAAACUAAAAGAAGAGAGUAAUGAAGGCAAUUGUAAUUACAAGAAAUCCUCAUUCACCUUCAUCCAUAGUGGUAACUCUUAUUUUGUAUAUGUAACAGGCUUACAGCCUUUAGCCUGUUUGCUCCUACUUUUAUUCCCUUCAAUAAAUUAUUAAAAAACUAUAAGAAGUCUCUGUAUGGUCAACUAGGUUUGGAUUCUUAAGAGAUGAAUGGCCUGUUUUUUAUCAGAUA